Phytophthora nicotianae INRA-310 is the source of this 390-nucleotide messenger RNA. RefSeq lists its product as hypothetical. The transcript has a single exon. The record is from RefSeq and is a predicted model, not a curated record. The coding region runs from base 1 to 390 and encodes 129 amino acids. Lineage: Eukaryota; Oomycota; Peronosporomycetes; Peronosporales; Peronosporaceae.
AUGCUGCUACCCGACGAUCUUAUUCGACACAUUGUCCAGUUCAUCCCUGUCAGCAUACAAGUACAACUAUAUCCGUCGUUGCGAGGGCAGAUCGAGCAAGAACAAGCGUCGGUGAUCAAACGAUUCAUUCAAACGCAUCGCGCGCGCAUCAUGCGUAUCAUGGAGAAGGAAACGGGAUCGACAAAAGUGUAUCGCACAGCGCCGUGUUUGUUUCGGGAUUACAUCGUCACUGAUAAAGACUUUGACGCAUUUUUCAAGCUCAAGCGCGUUCCAAUCGAAGUAUCUUGGACCAUCGACAUAGGUCGCGUGCUUGGAUGGCCGCCGAAGAAGAUUUAUCGACUGGUGAUGAAACAUCUUUCUGCAAGCGAUUGCGCUGAGUUGGGAUGGUAA